Schistocerca gregaria is the source of this 1754-nucleotide messenger RNA. RefSeq names its product ubiquitin carboxyl-terminal hydrolase 22-A-like. Gene Ontology annotation, biological process: protein deubiquitination. The record is from RefSeq and is a predicted model, not a curated record. NCBI's taxonomy places the organism in Eukaryota, Metazoa, Arthropoda, Insecta, Orthoptera, Acrididae. The transcript has 3 exons. Gene Ontology annotation, molecular function: cysteine-type deubiquitinase activity. The coding region runs from base 85 to 1506 and encodes 473 amino acids.
GGUCCGCCCAGCUGUGCCAAGUGCAAGGCUACCUCCGCCAGCGGAUAUCUCGAUCUGCAUAUCUGCCUUCAGUGCGGAAAGUGCAUGUGCACCAGGUACAACCAUCUGAACGAUCACUCUAUCGAAGAAAACCACUUUUUAGCUGUGAGGGCCGAGAGAGAUGCCAUCUACUGCAUUCGCUGCAGAGUUCACGUGUACCACUCAAGCUUCACUUCGAUCGUCAAGCGAGCCAGAGAAGAUGCUAUAUCCGUCAAUUUCGGCCUAGUCAAACCGGACUCCCUGAGAGUUCGAUACAAAGGGUGGAAGCCGUUCCGAGAGGAAAAGGCAAUGAUCGAACGACACUAUUUUCCUUCCAAGGUACCUGUCAGUUUGCUCGGCCUCCGCGGACUCAACAACCUCGGAAACACCUGUUUCAUGAAUGUCAUUUUGCAGUCUUUCGUCCACAACCCAUUUCUAGCAAACUACUUCCUGGCAGACAAGCACAACCAUCGGCACUGUCGACUCCUCAAGUCCAGAAAUCUCUGCCUCGGAUGUGAGGUCGACAGCUUCAUCGAACACAUGUUCUCUGGCGAGCAAACGCCUUUUUCCCCGCACCACUUCUUGUACAGAACCUGGAAGUGCAACGACCACCUCGCGGGCUACGACCAACACGAUGCGCACGACUUCUUCAUUUCGACCAUCAACACGCUUCAUUCGCACAUAGUUCAAGCAGAGUGGCUCGAAAAUGAAACGGCGGCGUCUGAAAAUCUCUGCGACGCGCCGAGCGACUUCUUCGAAACCGUGACAAACAACCACAACUGUCAAUGCGUCAUUCACAAAUACUUCGACGGCAUGCUCCGAUCAGAAGUCUCCUGCUUCUUGUGCAAAAAGACAUCGAUUUCAUUCGAGUCCUUCUUCGAUAUGUCCCUGGAUAUCUGCUCCUCGAACGACUCUGCCAAUUCAAACGGUUACGAUACGCUCCAAAAGUGUCUAAAGCAAUUCAUCAAGCUGGAGCCUCUGGAAAACUUCCGCUGCGAACACUGCAUCACAACUGUAGAAUGCACGAAGCAGUUCUCGUUGAAACUGCUCCCUCUUGUUUUGUGCCUCCAUCUAAAAAGAUUCAAGCAAAACAUGAAAACCAACACAAAAAUUGACGCAUACGUCAAAUUCCCAUUCAAUCUGGAUAUGACUCCAUACGCAUCGACGUCCAUCGACUCCCAAAAAAAAGAAUCAGCUUGCUACGAAUCCGACGAUGAGUUCGAUUCAAACGUCCAAGGACCGUCUCGCGACGGACCUAUCCCGCCACUCGACAAAGAAAUAUACUCUCUCUUCGCCGUCGUGAACCAUAUCGGAAACAUCAAUAACGGCCACUAUACCUGUUACAUCAAACACGGCGAAACGUGGUUCAAAUGCGACGACCACGUCAUCGUCAAAGUCACCUCCGCAGAGGUCCUCCAAAGCCGUGCGUACCUCCUGUUCUACCUAAAAAGCACUCUGGAGUACUUUUUGCCAACGGAAGACCAAUAGAACAAAUCUCAUACCGACCGCACUCAAACCUUCAGACCCCUCUAGACCUCAGAGACCGCCUCUGAAAAUCCUCUCCCUCAGCUGAAAAAAACGCAAAACGAUGCGUUCCUCCGUCCAAUAAUUCUUGCCGACUCGAGCAACUCUCCUUCACUGUGCCUCCGCUCUCUGGGAGCCGCCGUCCUCCGACACUUGCUCACAAAAUGAGGGAGCACCAUACAUAUACACCUUGUUUACAUUCAUACAAUCCA